AUGUAUGGGUAUUUUGGGGACGUCACUGAGGUGAGCCAAUACCAAGACCUACUCGAAGGGCUCAUAGACGCGGUAGAGAGCCUCGGCCCAUUUGACGGCAUCAUGGGGUUUUCCGAAGGGGGCAUCGUUGGUGCUACUCUGCUCCUUGAGGAUGCCCGACGACCUUUUGCGAAUUUCAAGUGCGGCAUAUUCUUCAGCGCGGCGCCUCCUCUGGACCCAGACGCCCUCCGGGAUGGCAUCAUCGGAUGUCUUGAUCCGACAGCGGAUGCAGCAGCACUGAGCCAUGUUCCCACAGCUCACAUCUACUCACACGUAAAGGAUACAACAGGCAGUGGCAUUGCCAAUGUGCAGUCGCCCCUGCAUGGGCUCUGGGUCGAAGCCGGAUGGGGUACGCCGGAACAGCUACAUGGCUCCCUGUCGCGGAUUUGUGGCAAAUCCGAGGUUUUCGUACAUGAUCAUGGGCAUCGGGUGCCUGGGUCAACGGACCCUCAGGGCCUGAGGGGGGCACUUCGGGCAAUUGAUCGCACCAUUAAGAGUGCUACAGGGGGGUAG
This is a messenger RNA of Colletotrichum truncatum, 552 nucleotides long. RefSeq lists its product as uncharacterized. Gene Ontology annotation, cellular component: nucleus; cytoplasm. Gene Ontology annotation, biological process: secondary metabolic process. Gene Ontology annotation, molecular function: hydrolase activity. Lineage: Eukaryota; Fungi; Ascomycota; Sordariomycetes; Glomerellales; Glomerellaceae. The record is from RefSeq and is a predicted model, not a curated record.